UUAGAAACCAGCAGCAGCUCAAGAUGAAGGUCAAUGUAAUCUGCCUCUUCUUCCUCACACAACUGCAGAAUGGAGAAGUUGAAUCUGUUCGAGGAAGAACCUACACAGAGAUGGAAGGAAAAAACAUCACAGUUUCAUGUUCAUUUACCUUCACUGGGCGUAGAAUGUACUUCUGUAAGACAGACUGCAGCAGAGACAAUAUUCUUAUUGAGACGACUGAUUACAGAGCACAGAGUGGCAGAUACAUCAUUGAAUUUAACAGAACAGGUUUUGCAACACAUGUUGUUUAUGUGAGCAUUAUGGAGCUGAAAACGUCUGACUCUGGAAGGUACAGAUGCGCUUUGGGUAGAACCGGGAUUCGACACAAUGAUUUUAAAAUCUUUGUCAUCUCUGCUUCCCCAACAGCAAAAACAUCAACAGGGAGUCAGAGCUUCUCUUCUUCUCCUCCUUUCUCCUCUGAAACCACCAAACAGUCCAGCUCAUCAGCGCCACCUUCAGGGGUUCUGCUUUCUGUCGGUGUGGUUCUGACCAUCAUGGUCAUCAUUUUGGCUGCAGCUCUUCUGGUUUUCUUCAAACACAGAAAAAACAAGCAGCAUGAAGCAGGUUCUGCAGAGCCUUCAGGAGGAACAGAGUAUGCUACCGUCAUAAAGCCCAACAGAGUAAAGAGGGAACCUGAAACCCAAAACACAGCUGAAAGUGACAACCUCGAGGUGCAUUUUUCCAAACAAACCACCAACCUGCACAGCAGCGCCCCCUGUGGUAACCAUGGAGACGUCGUCAUCUACACUGAACCUCGGAUAGAUGGAAAAUAUGGCGGCCGCAGUAAAGAGGAUUCAGCUGCUCUUUAUUCCACUAUUACUUUACAUAAACAGUGACAGUAUUUAAAAAUAAGUAUACCAUUGUAUUGGUUCAAACAAUAUAAAACUUAAUUCUGUUUAUAAAUCGGUUUU
Molecule: messenger RNA, 950 nt
Organism: Poecilia latipinna (sailfin molly)
Lineage: Eukaryota; Metazoa; Chordata; Actinopteri; Cyprinodontiformes; Poeciliidae
Exons: 7
Coding region: 24-875 (283 amino acids)
Cellular component (GO): plasma membrane
Molecular function (GO): transmembrane signaling receptor activity
Source: RefSeq, a predicted model, not a curated record